This is a messenger RNA of Schistocerca serialis cubense, 4157 nucleotides long. Its product is annotated as protein prickle-like. The record is from RefSeq and is a predicted model, not a curated record. The transcript has 9 exons. NCBI's taxonomy places the organism in Eukaryota, Metazoa, Arthropoda, Insecta, Orthoptera, Acrididae. The coding region runs from base 1 to 3648 and encodes 1215 amino acids.
AUGCCCGAUAAGAGCGCCGCAUCGACCCGGCGCGGCCCGGCCCGGCCGGGCUUUGUUUCAGGGUGGAGGGCCCUCCGCCCCCGCAGGCGAGGCCGGCGGCUAAUAUCGCGGAGCACGCACUCGCCCGCACGCAUGCUCACGCAGGGCACUGGGCGUGGCGCCGGCGGUGGCGCCUUUAUUACGGUAAUUACCGCCGGCCUUGUUUAUGGAGCGCGGCCAGGAAUCCCUUUCAGAGAAGCCCGCAGCGACGCCUUUACGACCGGUGCAGCGGCGUCGGUUUUAAGAGCACGGCCGGCGGACACGCCGCCGGAGGAUAAACGCCGCCUUCAGCGCGUCACGCAGUCGCAAAGUGGUCGGGAAGGCGCGGGCGCGAAGAGACGGCGCGCUAUCGCCGCGUGCGUGCGGCCGAAGCGCCCGGCGCCCGACCGCCCCGUCAACAAGCGCCUGGAGCUCGCGCAAAAUAACGCCGCACCGCCCGAGACACGCACUCUCGUCGAACAGCGUUAUUUCGCAGUGCUGGUGCCACAGCUGCGGCCAGUCAGCGGUGGCAGAGGGGAUGGAUGUACGGACGGACGGACGGACGGACGGACUGCCCAGAUGGUAUCUGCAGGGCGCUGCCGGCCAUGGCAACCCGUGACGGCGCGUGCGCGGGACGCCUUUAUUGGCUCGCAGCUGCUUACGCGCCAGAUUGCCGGGAUAAGCCUCCAGAAAACGCGGCGGGCCUCUCGCGGCGGGGAUUUAUUUGCGUGCAGCCCCUCAUGUGUGGAUGUGAAGAAGGCGCCACUAACGAGCGGCACGGCCCGCAACGACCGGCGGCGGGAACGGCCAACGCACGAACUGCUCCUACUCACACACCGCCAGCGGCCGCCGCGCGCGGCGCUGCCGUCUCUUGACAUCUGCAUACCCCCUUUAGUGACCAGUGGGAACUAUAGUUCCCACUUAUUUGUUUUCGCUUCCGAACUGACGGCAGCGGGGAGCGGGCCCGCAGCUGCGCACGGCUUUAUCGCCACUUGGCACCGGGCGCCCGCCGCCUCACCUGUUGAUUCGGGGUCGCUGGCGGGGUGCCGCGCCUUUAUCGCGCAUCUCGUCCCAAAUGACGUCCCACUUGCUGAGCGGCGUGGCCCGCUAACGCUCGCCCGCAUUCAAUAUCGCCGGCACGAACUCAGAUUGUUUGCUCAGAUAGCCGUGCGGCAGCUCGCUAUUGCUUUACAGCGCGGCGCUUGGCCAACCGUUCUCUUCCAGGACCGCUUGUGCCACCGCGCCUUCCUGGCAACUUCGAGUCGUACUUCGCUCAAGUACAGUCGCACACGACGUACCGUGGAUGGCCGCAUAAGUGUUUCACAGAUCAGGUCACGAGUUGCUCAGCAAGCGCCGCAGCUGGCGGCAGAAGAGAAGACGACAGCGAAACAGAUGGGCAGACACGGGAGGGCCAAGGCCUGCCGACCAGAGUCCGGGAGGCGGCUGGGCCACGUCCCGGCCCCAGAGGCGGCCAUCGCGCUUUCCGGGCACGGACGUCCCCUCGAGGACGCGUCCUCGUCCCCGGCGACGCUCCGGGCUACGGCGCCCGCCUACGCUCUACCAGAGACACGGCCGCAGCUGCGUCGCGACGCUCACCGAUGCCGCCUCUGUCGCGACUGUGAGGAGCCGCUGUCUGGCGGCGACAUGGCGGUGUUCGCGUCGCGCGCCGGGCCCGCCGCGUGCUGGCACCCCGCCUGCUUCACCUGCUGCGUCUGCCGCGAGCUGCUGGUCGACCUCAUCUACUUCUGGAAGGACGGCCGCCUCUACUGCGGCCGACACCACGCCGAGACGCUCAAGCCGCGCUGCUCCGCCUGCGACGAGAUCAUCCUGGCGGACGAGUGCACGGAGGCGGAGGGCCGGGCGUGGCACAUGAAGCACUUCGCGUGCUUCGAGUGCGACCGCCAGCUGGGAGGGCAGCGGUACAUCAUGCGCGACGGCCGCCCCUACUGCCUGCACUGCUUCGACGCCAUGUUCGCCGAGUACUGCGACUCGUGCGGGGAGCCCAUCGGCGUCGACCAAGGCCAGAUGAGCCACGAGGGCCAGCACUGGCACGCCACGGAGCUGUGCUUCUGCUGCCACACGUGCCGCGCCUCGCUGCUGGGCCGGCCCUUCCUGCCGCGCCGCGGCGCCAUCUACUGCAGCAUCGCGUGCAGCAAGGGCGAGCCGCCCACGCCGUCCGACAGCUCGGCGGGACCGGCGGGGGGCGGCGGCCCGCGGCGGCGCGCGCCCUCCGAGUCGAGCGCCAGCGCCAGCCUGACCUCGGCGCAGUCGCCGCCGCCGUCGCAGCUGACGCCGCCGCCGCAGCUGUCUCCGCGGCGGCUGUCCCCGUCGAGGGCGGCGCCGUGCCAGUCGCCCACGGCCAGCCACCACUCCUCGCAGUCGCAGUCCCCGACGCCCAGCCUGCAGGCGUCGCCACUGCGCAGCCCGCCGCCCACGCGCUCGCCCAAGAUGGGGCGGCGCGCGCUGCAGCGGGACCGCGCGGGCGCCGCCUCCGCCUGCAAGGCGCUGCCCCCGACGCCGCCUCCGCCCCCGCCACCCGCGCCCGACCCGCCGCCUCCGCUACCAGCCAGCGAGCCGCCGCAGUACAACAUACAGCCCUCGCCGUCGCCAGCUGGGAAGGGGCUGGACCGUGUGUUACUGGAGCGUAACCUCGAACGGCUGCUUUCGGAGCACGGUGGUGGAUCCUCGGGGCCUGGCAGCAUGACAGCAGGUCCAAUGGAUGCACAGCCCGCUGGCUGCAACCCCGAUCUGGAGAGGUUGUUGCACGCACGUGACCGUAGCCGUGAGCCACUGCACUUGGCCGAACUCAGCCUCAGCCUGGACGCGUGGAAGCCACCACCGCCCCCAGCACCGCCUCCUCCACCCCUGCCCACACCUGCACCGCAGCAGAGCUCACCCGUGCCAACCACCCCACUCCCCGAGGCUACGCCUGACAUUCUGCCACGUAGGCCCACACCACCCCCACCUCACCAUCACCACUUCCCAUUACCCCAGCAGCAGCAGCAGCAGCAGCAGCAAUCACCACUACCACAGCAACCGGCUUCACCCUCACGGCGGCAGGGCAAGGCAAGCAAGGGUCAGCUAAGCGUGCGUUUCCAGGGUGACAGGCACGACGAUAUCGAUCGCGACAUUGACGAUGCAGAAGAGGGCGCUGCUGCAGUUUCCAGCGUGUCGGCGUCGGCAACACUGUCGUCGUCCCCGAGCCGGCACCGGACGACGUUCCCACGCAGCAGGAGCUACUCGGGCAGGUCGCGCUACCGUGACCGGGACCGUGACUACAGCUACGGCUACGAUGACUCACGGAGGGCGCGCGGGCCGCGCAAGACCAACUCUGAGAGCCACGUGCCCAGUGGCAGCGCUGCGCGCUUCCCACUUCCACCGUCGUCGUCAGCAGACCGUGACGAUGCAGACAGUUACUGCUCCACCUGCUCCUCUAGCUCCAGCAGUGACGAAUACGCCUACGAGCUGCCACCGAGGCGCGCCUACGGUGGUGUCCGCAUCUCAUACGUGCCCAAUGAUGCACUGGCGUGCGCCCGCCGUCAGCAGCAAGCUGCGUCUGCAGCCCCCAAGUCACCUACAAAGAAGAGUGGUGCCGCUGAUGACAAGGACAAGAACUGCACCAUCUCCUGAUCCCGGUGUCCUCCACCGCCUGUGGAAUCCCAGCGGCGCUGAUCGUACCUGGCAGCGAGUACAGUUCCUGGUUCUAUGGCUGCUCCUCUGACACUGUACGGAUGGUGGCUCUUCUAUUAGAGAGCUGUGAAGACUGUGUGAAAUGUUUUGAAGUGUGACAUGUACUCGCAGACAGAAUAAGAACUACGCAAACUGUAAUAGCUCCUCUUUGUUAUGGCCCAAUAAUUCUAUAGUUUGCCCUCAUUGUUUUACUCUCACCCACAUGAUCUCCAAGCAAGGAAGUAAUUCAAAUUCAGUGAUAAGGCAGCUAGAAAUAUGAUUUGUGAUGCUGAUAUUUACUAUAAAUCUAAUUUUCCUAGAAUGAACCUCUCACUUGGCUUUGGGUGAACCGCUGAAGUGAAGCUUAAUGAGAAAAAAAUUUGUGUCACACUGCUAAUUGAGCCUCGAAAAAAAAUAUGCUGUGAUGUGAUCCAUGAGACAUGAAAUUUAGAUGAUACAAAAAAAAAAAA